This is a messenger RNA of Leucoraja erinaceus (little skate), 466 nucleotides long. RefSeq names its product zinc finger protein 3-like. Gene Ontology annotation, molecular function: DNA-binding transcription repressor activity, RNA polymerase II-specific. Gene Ontology annotation, biological process: negative regulation of transcription by RNA polymerase II. The record is from RefSeq and is a predicted model, not a curated record. The annotation marks the transcript as partial. Lineage: Eukaryota; Metazoa; Chordata; Chondrichthyes; Rajiformes; Rajidae. The transcript is spliced from 3 exons.
AUGGGAGAACGGCCCUUCGACUGCUCAGAGUGUGGCAAGAACUUCAUCAGCUACAGCAAACUGGUGCAGCACAACCGCGUGCACUCCAGCGAGAGGCCCUUCACCUGCUCCGACUGCAGCAAGAGCUUCAAGUCUGCGCAUGUCCUGAAGAUGCACCAGCAGGUGCACACGAGCGAGAAGUCGUAUGUCUGCUCCACCUGUGGCAUGAGCUUUGCCUGGCUGUCGGGGUUAUUGCGGCACCAGAGGGUGCACAGUGCGACUGCGGCAAAGGCUUCAAGUCAUCCAAGGGACCUGAAGGAGCAUAGGCGCGUGCACACCGGGGAGCGGCCCUACACCUGCAACGACUGCGGGAAAGGCUUCAUCCGUUCCAGCAGCCUGCUGUGCGGCAAAGCCUUCACGCAGUCCAGCACCCUGCUCUCGCACCAACGCAUCCACACCGGCGAGCGCCCCUACACCUGCUCCAAGU